Prionailurus viverrinus (fishing cat) is the source of this 1684-nucleotide messenger RNA. RefSeq names its product torsin family 2 member A (gene TOR2A). The record is from RefSeq and is a predicted model, not a curated record. The transcript is spliced from 5 exons. Gene Ontology annotation, cellular component: endoplasmic reticulum lumen; nuclear envelope; endoplasmic reticulum. Gene Ontology annotation, molecular function: ATP hydrolysis activity; ATP binding. Bases 180 to 1145 code for a protein of 321 amino acids. Lineage: Eukaryota; Metazoa; Chordata; Mammalia; Carnivora; Felidae.
UUCGCGGGCUCCCUCUAGAGGCUAUCUUGCGGUUCUGCUGCCGGACGGCGGCGCGGGCCUCUCAGAGGGGAGCCGGGAGUUGUAGUCUACGGACAGUGGCUGCCACGGAGUGAUGCACGCCGGGAAUUGUGGUUCUAGGGAGGGGCGGUUGGUCCAGACCCGGCUCCGGCCUCACCCGUAUGGCGGCUGCGACACGCGGCUGCCGGCCCUGGGGCUCGCUCCUCGGGUUGCUGGGGUUGGUCUCGGCCGCGGCCGCCGCCUGGGACCUGACUUCGCUGCAUUGCCACUUCGGCGCCUUCUGCGAAUGUGACUUCCAGCCUGACUUCCAAGGUCUGGAGUGUGACCUGGCCCAGCACCUUGCCGGCCAGCACUUGGCCAAGGCGCUGGUGGUGAAGGCACUGAAGGCCUUCGUGCAGGACCCAGCCCCCACCAAGCCACUGGUCCUCUCCCUGCAUGGCUGGACAGGCACUGGCAAGUCCUACGUCAGCUCCCUGCUGGCGCGCUACCUUUUCCGGGGUGGUCUCCGCAGCCCUCAUGUACACCACUUUUCCCCCGUCAUCCACUUCCCCCACCCCGGCCACGUGGAGCGCUACAAGAAGGAUCUUAAGAGCUGGGUCCAGGGGAACCUCACUGCUUGCAGCCGCUCCCUCUUCCUCUUUGACGAGAUGGACAAGCUGGCCCCAGGCCUGAUGGAGGUCCUGCGACCUUUCCUGGGCUCCUCUUGGGUUGUGUUCGGGACCAACUAUCGCAAAGCCAUCUUCAUCUUCAUCAGCAACACUGGUGGUGAGCAGAUCAACCAGGUGGCACUGGAGGCGUGGCGCAGCCGCCGGGACCGUGAGGAGAUCCGCCUACAGGAACUGGAGCUGGUCAUCUCCCAGGCUGUGCUGGACAACCCGCACCAUGGCUUCUGGCGCUCAGGCAUCCUGGAAGAGCAUCUCCUAGACGUGCUGGUGCCUUUCCUCCCACUGCAGCGGCACCAUGUGCGGCACUGCGUGCUCAACGAGCUGGCCCAGCUGGGCCUGGAGCCAAGGGAUGAGGUCGUCCAGGCUGUGCUGGACAGCACCACCUUCUUCCCUGAGGACGAGCAGCUCUUUUCCUCCAAUGGCUGCAAAACUGUGGCUUCCAGGAUUGCCUUCUUCCUCUGAGUCUCUAGAUGGCACCCUUGCCCUCCUGGCCAGGCUGUGCAGGAGAGCCCUGGGGCCUCUUCAGUAGGGACUCUUUUCCUGAGCCUCCUGGAGAGUGAGACCCAGAGUCCAAAGUGAAGAUGAGGAGGCACGUUGGCCAGGCCAUGGGCCAGGGGGCCAGGGCAGGCCCUGGCCUCUUAACUGCUCUCCUCAGGGCAUCUUGGCCUUUGCUUCCUUCCCUAGGGAAACCACUGGUGACCCCAGAACUUCAGUGAGCCUUGACCUUGCCCUCCAGCUUGAGCCUUCUUAAAAUGUGAAUUGUAACUCAGGGACUGUGGCUCAUGGCUGCUCCCUCCCUCUUCAGUCUUACUCUUGGCCCCUUGGUCUGGCACCGUAUUCUCAAUCCUCCAUUCCAUACCCUAUGUCCCAGUAUCGUAAAGCCAAGCUGAGACUUCUCAGUCUCCGUGAACAGACGGACACAAGCUGCCACUUGGGCCUAGUUUUUAAAGUUUUUAAUUUUAUAAGAGAACAAACACAAUAAACUUAGCCAUGGGACCAGA